GCUGCCUGCGCAAGGAUUGGGUGAAGACGGAGUGGCUGAAAAAAAAUACAUCGUCUUUCAGUCGUGCUUGAUGGAACUCUUGCACCAUUGCAAGAUUUGUGGAGCAUCGGGAAGCACGGUCGACAUUGUGGCAAGUGGAACGAUGAUUUCAACGACCACGAAAUGUUCAGGAAACCAUGUGACAAAGUGGUGUAGCCAGCCAAUGGCUAAAGGAAAGCCGCUUGGCAAUUUGCUGUUGAGCUGUGCUAUACUGUUUACUGGGAGCAGCCCAACUAAGGUCAUACGCCUGCUCUCUGUAAUGGGGGUGCAGUCGCUGCAGAAGACACAGUACUUUCAGUACCAGAGGUGCUAUCUACUUCCAGCAGUUGAACAGGCAUGGCACUCCCACCAGAGGACCUUAAUUGAAGAGGCCAAGCACCAGCCACGCUCACUAGCAGGUGAUGGCAGGUGUGACACGCCGGGCCAUUCAGCAGACUUCGGGACGUACACAUUGCUUGAUACUGACCUCAACAAAAUCUUGCACAUUGAGCUUGUCAAGUCAACAGAAGUUGCUUCCAGCAACCGAAUGGAAAGAGAAGGACUGCAGAGAGCACUUCACGAGCUGAUCCGUCUUGGCCUGCAGAUUGAGUCUCUCGUCACUGAUCGCCACUCCGAAAUUAAAGCCUUCAUGAAGCAGUAUUAUCCAGCAAUAUGCCACCUGUUUGACUUGUGGCACAUUGGAAAAGGCUUGAAGAAGAAGAUUGUUGCCUUGGGGAGGACAAGGCAGCAUGAAUCCGUGCUUGGGUGGCGAAAGACCAUCAUUCGCCAUCUUUAUUGGUGUGCUAUCAACAGUAAGGGCAAUGAGGCGUUGUUCUUGGCGAGGUGGCUGUCCAUUCUCCGACACAUUGUCAACGUACAUAGUCACCCUGACCCUCUGCACCCUUCAUGCUUUCACGGCGAGCUGCCAGAACGUGACUGGUUGGUCGAAGGGUCGGAGUCCUUCCUGCGCCUGAGGGGUAUUUUGGCAGCACCACAUCUUCUUCGUGACCUUCCACGGGCAUCACACAAGGCCCAGACAUUUGGUCUGGAAGGAUUCCACAGCCUGCUAAUCCACUUUGCCCUAAAGAGCAGCCGCUUCACCUAUGAAGGAAUUCUGGCAAGUUGCUUGUUCUUAAUGGCUUGCGUGCUGCUACUCAACUGUCAAUCCGGACAGCACAUUGUGCCACUGAAUUCAAGUAAACUGUCUGCAACAGAGUUGGACGAGUUGAACCACGACAUAGCGUUUGACUAG
Rhipicephalus sanguineus (brown dog tick) is the source of this 1270-nucleotide messenger RNA. RefSeq lists its product as uncharacterized. The record is from RefSeq and is a predicted model, not a curated record. The annotation marks the transcript as partial. Lineage: Eukaryota; Metazoa; Arthropoda; Arachnida; Ixodida; Ixodidae. The transcript has 6 exons.